CGGCGGUUGGCCGGCUUCAGCUUGCUGCUGCGCUGCGGGCGUCGUGUGUGAGGCGAACCGAGUGGCGCGACGAGACCACAGCGAAAAAAUGUCUUCACAGCGCCGUCCACAGAGUGGCGGCGGAGCCUCUGGCGGCCUCGCUCCCCCUCCUCGUCCACGCCCCCGCCUGCUGACAACGGGGGGUCUCAAGGGGUGGCAGUACGGGGUGCUCGUGGUGUCGUGCGUUGGCUCCAUGCUAGCGGGCGCGAGCGUCGUCCAUAGACUCUUUCCGCCGGACCUGACUUUGCCGGGCGCGGGCGAGGCAGACCCAGCCGAGAAGCGAAAUAAGAACGGCAACAUGGGCGAAACGACGCAGCAAUAGCAUUCGGCGUGGAUGUGUCUUUUUUAUUAUCAUCGACCGCGCUAACCGGCUGACCAAUGAAAACACGUCAGUCUCAGUACGGUUACAAGCGUGUGUGUGUGGCGGGAGAGAGGGGAAGGUCGAUCCCUGAUUUUCAAUGAAGGGAGGGGCGGGGUGGGGGUUGGCUGUGUAUGAGGAGGGUGCGGAGCAAGGAUUCCCCUCUUGAGGGUGUAGAUAGCUCGGAGCCUCAACAACAUGAGUGACGCGCAAAUGGGUGGUUGAAAGGGUUACAGCAGCACGGUCCGCGAGUUCGGCUACUGCGUGCACGAUAUGGGCACCAACUAGACUUGGCGAUUCUGCAGGACGCAGUGUUUUCUUUUUUGAUUGUCUCUGUUGUAGAUAGUAUGGAGGAAAAACGCCUCGAAUAGGUUUUCUUCGGCGUAAGAAGAUCUGGUAUGGUGCAAGUCGCAAGACCGCCAUUGCUACGCCCGUUUUCAUUUGUUGCAAAGAUGGCAAGCCAACCCCCUUUGAUGUGUACGUCCUAAGCACUUUUUCCCCUGUACUUUAAGCGCAAGCAAGCGUUGACUGUCCGGAU
This is a messenger RNA of Ectocarpus sp. CCAP 1310/34, 935 nucleotides long. NCBI's taxonomy places the organism in Eukaryota, Phaeophyceae, Ectocarpales, Ectocarpaceae. The record is from the annotation of a GenBank genome assembly.